AUGGUGUGGCCGUCGUUCAUAAUGUGUGGGGUGGUUUCCUCCAUCGGAAACACCCUCUUCGUCGAGCAGGCCGAUAGAAUGAAGCCAGAUGCUGGUGUUUACACAGUCCCUCUCGGCGUCCUUUUACACCUACCCAACGCCGCGAAGUUCAUCCUCAAACAAUGCUAUGGUUUUAGUUACACCUUGAUGAAUAACUUCUUCAAAUUGUGCGGUAAGAUAACAACAUACUUCAAAGGAGUUGACGCCAAUGUGUUUUAUAUAGAAAAGAUGGCGGCGCUGUUCGGCAUCGGAAUGGCGAUGCUCAACGCCUUCGUUUUUGUUAUCGGCAUCGAUGCAUUCCUCCAAGUAAGCGUCAAUGAUUUCUUCAAAAACUAUGACCCUCUCGAUAAAUCAUCACAAGAGGGGAAACCCACCUUGGAAGAUCAGUCCUUGAAAAAGUACAGUAUCCAGUUCACCAACUUCGUGAUGGGUCUGGGAUUUAUAGGCAGUGUGGUGUCGGUUUUGGCGGUGGCCAAAAUCAGCCAGAGUGUGACUGGGAAAAGCUGGAUACAGAAAGAAGUGACUGAUUGUCGGCUGGAGAACUACUAUUGGGUUUUUGCUGUUCUAAGUAGCAUCAAUAUCGUUUAUUACGUUAUUGCAGCUAUUUGUUACACCUGCAGAAAGUUAAAGAAGGCUCCCAAGAAAAACACGGCCCCCGGCGACGCUCCUCAACAACCCCGGCCGGGUAAAACUGGAUGUUGCUCCUGCUAG
Ipomoea nil (Japanese morning glory) is the source of this 750-nucleotide messenger RNA. RefSeq names its product protein NRT1/ PTR FAMILY 5.5-like. Bases 1 to 750 code for a protein of 249 amino acids. NCBI's taxonomy places the organism in Eukaryota, Viridiplantae, Streptophyta, Magnoliopsida, Solanales, Convolvulaceae. The transcript has 2 exons. The record is from RefSeq and is a predicted model, not a curated record.